This is a messenger RNA of Paramecium octaurelia, 1097 nucleotides long. The record is from the annotation of a GenBank genome assembly. Lineage: Eukaryota; Ciliophora; Oligohymenophorea; Peniculida; Parameciidae.
AUGGAUUAAUCCGCAAAGAUAACACUUAAAUGCCAAAUAAACGAUCAUAAUGACAGCAUAAAUGCUAUUUGUUAUAACUAAUAUUGCAAUGAAUUCAGAUUCAAUUGUUUUAAAUGUUCUAAGCAAGGAAUCCAUCGAAAUCAUAUGGAGGAUGUUGAACAAAUAAGUAGCCUAUCUGAAUUUGUAGAAAAUAUGAAUAAAUAUUUUCGAGAUUUUAAAGGCAGAUAUACAAGUAUAAUAUAAGGACUCGUUAAAUCAUCAGAAGAAUUGAUGAAGGGAAUGGAAGAAAAAUAUUACUUACCAAAGGAGAGGAUAAUGAUUUUGAAUUUAUAAUAAUUAAAUGAUUACUUGAAUUCAGCUAUCCAAUUUGAUGAAUACAAAUAAUCAAUUAUACCUAUCAUUACAGAUAUGACUAAAAAAAUGGAACAUUAAUUUAGCAAUUUAAAGGAAUAACUAAAACUAUAUGAAAAUACUUAUUUUAUCAAUGAUAUUAAAUACUCAUAAGAUAUAUUUUAGAAAGGUAAAUUUAUCAAUCAAAUUUUUAGGCUAUAAUUUAUAUUGUAGAGGGGAAUUUUAGGAUUCUAUAGAAUAAUUAAAUAUAUCAAUUUAAUUAGAUCCUUCUAAUUUUUAGGCAUUAUGGUGUAAAGGUAAUGAUAAUAAUUGAUAAUUAGGUGCAUGUUUAAGGUUUUUGGAAUAAUAUAAGGAUGCAUUAGUUUGCUUCGAUUAAGCAAUAGAAAUUAAUCCUAAGCAUGUUAAUUCUUUAAGUAAUAAAGGUAAAUUAAAUGUAAAUUCAAUUAUUAGGUGCAUGCUUAAGAAUAUUAGAGAAGUAUGAAGAAUCAUUAAGUUGUCUAAAUUAAGCACUCUAAUUUGAACCUUAUAACUCUUUUUCACUUCAAACUAAAGGCAUUUUAUUAUUCUAUUCUCUAGGAUAAUUGUUAGAAGAUUAAGGAAACUAUGAUGAAGCUUUGAUUUAUUAUCAAAAAUCGUUGAAGUUCAAACCUGUUGAUUAAUAUGUAAAAAAAUUAAUUGGUAUUUUUGAUUAAAUAAUUAAUUUAGAGAAUUGCGAGUAGAUUUGUGCGCAGAAAUUGAAGCUAUGA